This is a messenger RNA of Drosophila innubila, 1393 nucleotides long. RefSeq names its product lysosomal aspartic protease. The transcript has a single exon. Gene Ontology annotation, cellular component: lysosome. Gene Ontology annotation, biological process: cell death; proteolysis. Gene Ontology annotation, molecular function: aspartic-type endopeptidase activity. Bases 1 to 1179 code for a protein of 392 amino acids. The record is from RefSeq and is a predicted model, not a curated record. NCBI's taxonomy places the organism in Eukaryota, Metazoa, Arthropoda, Insecta, Diptera, Drosophilidae.
AUGAAGCUGCUUUUCCUGUUAUUCCUGCUUAUCCUGGCAGCAACUGUCCUUCAAUCUUUGCAACUGCAUCGUGUUCCCUUGCGUCGUUUUCCCUCGGUGCGUCAUCGUUUUCAACAGUUUGGCAUUCAAAUGGAUCGACUGCGUCUCAAGUACAGCUCCAAAACGGAGGUGGGCGAGGUCAGAAGUGUGCCGCUGAGCAAUUACCUGGAUGCACAGUACUUUGGACCGAUAAGCCUAGGCACGCCGGCACAGACCUUCAAUGUGAUCUUUGACACGGGCUCGGCGAAUCUUUGGGUGCCCUCGGACACCUGUUAUCACAAGUUGGCCUGCCAGAUUCACAGUCGCUACAAUGCCAAGAGGUCACGCACUUAUCAGGCGAAUCGGAAACGCUUUGACAUACAAUAUGGCUCGGGCAGUCUGUCCGGGUUCCUGUCGCAGGAUACGCUACGUGUGGCGGGACUGAGUGUGAGUAAUCAAACGUUUGCAGAGGCUACGGAUAUGCCGGGUCCCAUCUUUCUGGCCGCCAAGUUCGAUGGCAUCUUUGGCUUGGCCUAUCGCAGCAUUUCCAUACAGAACAUCAAGCCGCCUUUUUAUGCCAUCAUGGAACAGAAUCUCCUGCCACGUCCGGUCUUCUCGGUCUAUCUCAAUCGGCAGGCGAGCAGUCGCCAAGGUGGUUAUCUUUUCCUGGGUGGCUCCAGUCCACGGUAUUAUCGGGGCAACUUCACCUAUGUGCCUGUAACACAUCGCUCCUACUGGCAGAUUAAGCUGGAGAAGGCGCGCAUUGGACAGCUGCAGUUGUGCCAGAAGGGUUGUCAGGUGAUCAUCGACACGGGCACCUCAUUUCUGGCCGUACCCUACGAUCAGGCCACACUCAUCAAUGAGUCCAUUGGCGGCAUACCCGCUGCCUAUGGUCAGUACUCUGUGCCCUGUGAGCAAGUACCUCAUUUGCCCACAUUAAGCUUCAGUUUGGGCGGUCGUCGCUUUCAGUUGAAGGGCGAGGAUUAUGUUUUUCAUGACAUCUUCGCUGACCACACUGUUUGUGCCUCUGCCUUCAUAGCCGUCGAUCUGCCCUCGCCCAGUGGACCGCUCUGGAUAUUGGGUGAUGUGUUUCUCGGCAAAUAUUAUACAGAAUUCGACAUGGGCAAUCAUCGCAUUGGUUUUGCCGAUGCCAAAGAUUGAUAUUGUAUCACUUGGCCCACUAAGCGACUGUCAUCUGGAGUUGUGGAGGCUGUCAAAAAUAAAAAUAAUUUAUUUUAUUAUUUUAUUACCUGCUUCAAAAACAAACAAGCCAGCCGGAGCACAAAACUCACGUCAAUGUCCGCAAAUUGUGUGGGCGGAAGCUAAUCAAAACUCGCUUGCAGGCACCAAACUGAAGCCAGCGAAGACUCAAAAA